This is a messenger RNA of Epinephelus moara (kelp grouper), 1860 nucleotides long. RefSeq names its product major histocompatibility complex class I-related gene protein-like. The transcript has 7 exons. Gene Ontology annotation, cellular component: external side of plasma membrane. The record is from RefSeq and is a predicted model, not a curated record. Lineage: Eukaryota; Metazoa; Chordata; Actinopteri; Perciformes; Serranidae. Gene Ontology annotation, biological process: immune response. Bases 48 to 1346 code for a protein of 432 amino acids.
CAGAACAAACAGCUGAUCCAGCUCGGUCACUUUUUUAUCAAAACAAGAUGAAAAAUCUACUUUUGCUGCUUCUCUUGUGUCACGUGUCAUCAUCAGUAAAACACUCCCUGAAGUUUUGUGUAACUACAUCUUCUGGAGUCCCAGACUUCCCACAGCUUGUGGCUGUUGCAGUGGUUGAUGACCUUUUGGUGGGUUACUGUGACACCGAUAUAAAGAUAAUACAACUAAAACAGGACUGGGUGAAAACAGCAUUAGAAAACGAUCCACAGCAGUUGGAGUGGUACACUCAAGAUUGUUUUGCGAUCCUGCCACACGCCUACAAAGCCAUAAUGGACAACUUGAAGCAGCGCUUCAACCAAAGUGGAGGUAUCCACAUUUUCCAGAUGAUGAGUGGCUGUGAGUGGGAUGAUGAGACUGGAGAGGUUAAGGGUUUUAUGCAGUAUGGUUAUGAUGGAGAAGACUUCAUAUCAUUGGACCUGAAGACGCUGACAUGGAUCGCUCCGAAACCACAGGCUGUCAUCACCAAACUGACAUGGGAUGCUGACAAAGUCAGACUAAAACACCAUGAAAACUACUUCACAUACAUUUGUCCUGAGUGGCUGAAGGUUUAUGUGGCCUUUGGGAAAAGCUCUCUGCAGAGAAAAGACCUUCCCUCAGUGUCUCUCCUCCAGAAGUCUCCCUCCUCUCCAGUCAGCUGCCACGCUACAGGUUUCUACCCAAACAGCACUAGGAUGUUCUGGAGGAAAGAUGGAGAGGAGAUUCAUGAGGACGUGGAGCUCGGAGAGAUCCUCCCCAACCACGAUGGAUCCUUCCAGAUGAGUGUUGACCUGAACCUUUCAUCAGUCCCACCUGAAGACUGGAGGAGGUACGACUGUGUGUUUCAUCUCUCUGGUGUGAAGGACCACAUCGUCACCAAACUGGACAAAGCAGUGAUCAGGACCAACAUGAAGAAGCCCAGUGACAUCAUCGUCCCCAUCACUGCAGCAGUGGUUGUUCUCGUCCUCAUCGCUGCCUCUGGAUUCAUCGUUUACAAAAAGUGGAAAGAUGCACUUCUGAAGUAUUUGUGCCCCACCUCUGCAAAUCCUGGGCCUACUAAUGUAACUGCAGCCACCUCACCCACCUCAGCACCAAGUGAUGCAGCCUCAAGUCCAUCUCCCUCCCACACACAAACUGCCAGUGGAGAAAUAAGAUCACAUUCUCCGACCUCAGCGCAGCCUGCCAGUGGAGAAACAGCUCCUGACGGCAGCUCUGAGCUCUCUGAGGAACUCAAUCCAGAACCCUGGUCAACUGUAACAGUAUAUAGCCUAAGAAUAGAUAAGAAUUUACAGGUUUCUGUAAACAUGUAGAGACUGAAUACAGUACUAAAAAUCACCUCUUGUGGUGGAUUAGACAGGACAGGGGAAGAGACAUGAUUCAUGAAAAGUUUACCACUGGGGUUGCUAACUAGUAGCUACUGGUAAUGUGGGAUUUAUACUUUUGCGCUGAAUCCCCGCUGUAUGUAUGGUAGAGCCUACGCUGUACCCUACCCAGUAGCCUGAUGCGUAUGUAGUGGGUCCCAGCUCGAUCUCCACUGGCAGAUAUAUAGAUAAUCCUCUGAUAGGAGUGCCCUGGAAAUAUUGGAAAUAUUUAACAGAAAUCAGUGAAGCAGGACACAGGUGCUCAUUCUCCAUUCAUCCGGAUUAUAUUUUUAUUUUCAUAUUCAUUUCAACUUUUUAACUGCAAUCAUGGAUUAUUUUCUGUUAUUUUGUCUGCUGUACAUUAAAGCACCAAAUACCCAUAUUUGGAUUACAUGAAACCAUAUGUUCUUUAAAUGUCUGUUUACACAUAAAUGUCUCCCUUUACAUAUUUUCCAAAAAUAAA